AGCGACCGAUCUGAGCAUCACAACAAAACUUAACAUGAAUUCAACUUUAUCAUCAAAUGGUACUAUGAGAAAAGGAGGGGAGGCCUAAGACAGGAUUGCUUAACGUAUCAUCAAGCAUAAAGAAACCUAAAAGUGUUGCGGUUUUUUGCAAAAAGCAUUGUGAGAGGUGACGUGGCUCAUCACUAUGAACGGCUGUGUGAUCAACGGAACACCAAUUGCGAUCGACUUUUGGAAACCGACUAAAGCACCUCAGGCUCGACUGUUCUUUCUGACACACCUUCAUACUGACCACACUCAGGGUCUGACACGCACAUGGCGGCUACCAAUCUAUACAUCACCCACCAAUGCAGUCCUGUUGGAACACAAGUUCAAGUUGCCGAAGAGCAUAAUGCGGGAGCUGGAAGUUGGGGAGACUUACUUAAUUCCUGUGGACAAAGGCGGCAAUUACCCCAUCAGUGUUACUGUCCUGGAUGCCAACCAUGUACCAGGGGCAGUAAUGUUCCUCUUCCAAGGGUACUUUGGCAAUAUUCUGUACUGUGGUGACAUGCGAUGGUAUCCAGAGCUCUUAGAUCACCAGGUGUUGAGGAACGUGGUGGAGCAGAAUGCACUGGACAUACUCUACCUCGAUAACACAUUCUCUGCACCUUACUGUGACUUCCCAUCCAGAGAAGAUGCCAAGCAAGAGCUUUUUAAAAUUAUUGAUUCUUAUCCAGACCAUGUGGUCAAGAUUGGUAUUAGAGACUUAGGACGAGAGGACUUACUGGAGGCAGUAGCUCGUAGAUUCCAAGAGAGAAUAUUAGUGAAUCAAAGCAAGUAUGAACUUCUACAGCUUUUACAAUAUUCAGAUGCUUUUACUGUUAAUCCAGAAGAGGCACGCAUUCAUGCUGUUCCAAUGAACCAGUUACAGGUAUCUGCUCAUAAGAAAUGGAACCAAGAACAUCCAACAGUCAGUAUUAUGUUGACAGCUCUGUAUGUAGGUUGGCAAAAUGGGCCUUACAGCAGUCAGCAUAAAAACGGUUUCUUCACUGUACCCUACAGUGAUCAUUCGUCAUACAGUGAGCUACUGGAAAUGGUGGCCCAAUUAGCACCUCAUCAAGUAAUACCUAUAGUGCAGAAGUGGUCAACUUUUGGUUGGUGGUCAAGUUCAUCUGCUCCUAAUCAAAUGGUUAAAGCUGAUAUGUCUGUGUACAGUCAUUUUCUUACAUUCCCACCACCUGAGCCAAUAUUGAUACCUGAUGCUAUUGCCGAUUUAAUGCGUGAAGGAGGCCCAAUGUUGUUAGCACACCAGCCUCGUCGCUGUAACCUACAUCGUGGUUUGACUCCCAGACCCAGACGAACUUUAGGAGUAGUUUACACUACACCUGAGUGUUCCUCUUCAUCCGUUUCCCUACUGACUACUUCACCUGCUUUAAGUAGGCCCACCAGUAUGAUGUCACAGUUGAACUAUCAAAAUCCCAAUGAAGAUACUCGUGGGGAUUUAAUGUUGAAAGAUGAUGAACAAUUCCAUCAAAUGCCACUUGCUAAUGAUAGGUCUUCAUCGUUACUUAAAAAAGUCACUUUGGAAAAGUUUACAGGCAACUCCACAAAUGGAACAAUUUUUAAAGACCAAAAUAAACAAAAUAUCAGAGAAGCAUCUGAUGACAAGAUAUCAAAAAAUGAGUUCUCAACAUCCACAGAAGUAGCAUCAAAUUACUCUUUUUGUAGUCCCACUGAAGGAAUGCAAGUAAAUAUACCAAAUCCCAAUAAAGACAGCCCUGAGGAUCAUGCCAGAAUACAACGUUUGUUUUGGAUGGAGCGUGCUUCAGCACUUAUGUUAUCUCAGUGUUCCCUUCUAAUGGAUGACAAUGGGAAUACUGUAAAUGAAUUGUCAUCAUUGGUGGAAAAUACUGAACCCAUAUGUGAUUCGCUUCAUAAUCUUAUCUCUUUAUUAUGAACUUGGAAUUCUGUCACAACACUGUAAGUGUUCUACAAAAAGGGUGAGGAAGCUGUGAGGAUAAAUUCUCUGUUUGUUAUUUAUCUUGAGAUAUCAGUUACAAUUUGGAAUGUGAUGUGUGAGUUUUUAAAUUCUAUCAAGUCAGUGGUGAAUGUUGGAGCAGUUCUCAUGAUAACACAGCACACCUGUCGACCUUAUUGACUCGUGGAUACUGGAGGUUAUUGCUUGUUUUCCCUCAUUGUCAUUAUAAAAAAUGCUUAGAUAUUAUAAACCAUAUCAGAUGCUGCCUCAUGGUUUUUGGCUUUUUUUUGGAAUGAUCAUGUUACUUUUUAAAAAUAAAUGGAAUGUUAUACUUAUUUUGUUUUCUGGGAGGGUCCUUCUCAGUGGCUCCUCGAGUUACAUACUGGUAUACCACACCAAGCUCUUAUCAAUUCACGAUCUCCUACAAGAGACAAGUACCAGAAUAUGGUCCACUCAAUUAAAUGAAGGGAAGUUUGGGGAUCUAAGACCACCACAAUAACCAAGAGACCAGAAAAGUAGAGCACACCAAAACAAUUGUAUGGAUCACAUUUGCAAUGCUGAUUCUAAGUACAGUAUAUAUAAAGUCAUUAUCCAUGUUGAGCAAUUGACUUGUAACCAUCAGGUGGCAGCCUUAGUAACCUGGGUCCUCAGAUCAGCCGACCCAUCAUUCACACCCCUGGUGUUGCCCUGUCCAGUACUGUGCCAGUACUAUUGGACUCAGUUCUCCUUUUCAGAUGUGUGUGUUGGCCAUUCUUUGGACUUCAUCCAGCUUAAGGGCCUGUGCUUCGUUUGCUCCUGUUAGCUUUGUGUAUGCAGUUUGUGCCUCAUUUUGCAUGUGCCCAGGCAUUAAUGUUGGCUAAAGCUGUAUGGGGCCCAGGGUUUCUUUCCAUGUUUGCUAGUAGCCUUGUCCCUGCUCUCAGCUAGGGUUAUCUACCCUAAGGAGACCUGGCUUCCCCAAGCCUGAAGCAGACACAGUUCUGUCAGAGAUUCCUAAUGUGACCCAUUAUUUUUGGAAAUUUUCUUUGCGACUUUGGGUUCUUCUGGGGAACUGUUCUUAUUUUUUAUUUAUGUGUCAAUGUAUGGGUCUCUGGCAUCUCACAGGGAUUUAAUCUUUCCCAGAGUUAUCUUUUGUUGUUGCGAAGGUGUUCCAGAUGUUGGGUCUUAGGAACCCUUUAAUGCGAGGAAGGUCCUCCUUAACCUCCUUCGCAGUUAGCUUUUGUUUAUUCCACAGCUUCCCAUCUUAGGUGUUUCCAAGUAGUUUGGAUUUGCUGCUCCACAAGUUUUCUGGGUCUCUUCAUACUUCAGCUGUGGUGCAGUUGGAUUCCAUUAGUUCCUGCACAUGGAUUGGGACCUCCCCCACUUUGAGAAUGGGUCUGUGCCUUGGCACAUGUUCUUUCUUUUGUCUUUUCUUUUUUGAAUGUCUCCCAUUUCUUUUGUUUGUGUUUAGUUUGGUGGUUCUAUUGUUUGUUCACCCUUCUGGUUGUUUGGGGUCUUCUCCCACUUCUGUGCUGACCCUGUCAGCACAUCACUCCUUGAAUGGCUCUCUGGGUGCACAGGUGGCUGUGUGAUUGUUGCCCUAUUCCAUGGUCUCUUAUUCAGUUCACUUCAGCAAUCCUCUCUGUUUUGUCAACAACAUUGGAUCUGCUGGCCAUGGUCCCCAAGUUUGCAGCUUUGUUCAGGCUUGUGAUUUCGGCAUUCUUGUGGGUGUUUGCGACUCGGUCUUUGGUCUCGUAUUCCUAGGAAGUGCCACACACUGACUUGGCAUUGGGUGAGUUGCCACAGUGUUAUGUCCCUGUGUGUUGUUCACAACUUCAUUCCUUCCUCAGAGUCAGUCUUCUCGGUGUUCCUACUUGUUCUUCUUGGUUAGAUAGCUUAGGGAGCUACUAAAGGGGAACCUCACAGUAAACUAGCACCGAAUGUAAUGAAAGGCUUUUAUCUGGUGGGUCACUCAGUAGCUUGCCAUUCCUACCUUAUAGGUGGUGUGUGAAUGACUGGGUUGCAGCUGGGGUGAUAGAGGCAACCAUCUGGUGACAAGCAUGUGCUAUUAGCCAGUGGUUCUGGCCAGCUAAUGACUAUAUAGAUUCAAGGAUGCAAGUGGGAUUCAUGCACUUAUCUGUGUAGGUGCUUACUAACUUUCUAGUGGUCUUUCUCUUGGUUACUAUGGUGGUCCUAGACCCCCAGACUUAUCUUCCUUCUGUUGAUUGGACGAGAUAAUGUUACUGGUCUCUGUUAGGCAAUUGUGAAUUAAUAAAGCCUUGUGUGGCAUUGAGGGUUUGACAGAUAUACCAAAUGUGUUCAUCACGGAGAUACAAAGGGACCCACCAGAAAGAGGUGCUUCAUUACAUUCAACAGUGAGUUUUUGUUCAAGGAGAGAUGAGGUGGGGCAUGUGGCAUGUAAAUCAAAACUGAACUUCAAGUUCUUCAUUGCUUGGUGUAGACCUGUUAGCUACAACAUUUCCAGCUUGACUUUUCUGAAAGGGGCUUCCCUCUGCAUCUCCCUGAGUACCUACCUGGAGCACUCCAAACCCACGUAUCAUACCAAAUCUCUAACAAAUCAUGAGCACUUACCAUACGCUUAGGGAAGUAGGGAUACAAGAUUAGCCACAUUGCCGAAGGAAAAACUACCAGAAAGGUGACGUGCAUCAAAACAUACAACUGCUUGGACACAUUGGCAACCUUUAUUAGAAUUAUAUAUACACAUAUUCUAGGUCUAGCUCCACGCUUGUCACUAGAUAAUAGCCUCAGCAACCCAGGGGUCAGAUUCUUGGGAUGAUUUUGGUUCACGUUAUUUUGAAGUUUUGGGCGUUUGCAGCUUUUCUUGUUGCUUGGGGCCAUUGAUGAUUGGGGCAGUGGCUUAGCUGUUAUUUGUGCCUCUCUUCUAAAAAUCUGGCAGGGUGUUAGGCUCUGCCCCUGAGCCUAAAAUUAGGCUCUGCUCCUAUAUGUACUCCUGGCCCCUACAUACAAUCUUAUCCACAACAUUCACUCUUAUCUCCCAUAUACAUUCCAAUUCUCUCACAUGCUCUUCUAUCACCCCCACAUUCAUUUCUAUCUUUCAUGUGCACUCCUAUCCCCCCACAUGCACACCUAUCCCCUCUCACAUGCACUCCUAUCCCCCCUCAUAUACACUCCUAUCCCCCUCAUAUGCACUUCUAUCCCCUCUACAUGCACUCCUAUACCCCCCUCACAUGUACUCCCCUACACUCCAGCAUAGACAAACUAUUCUCUAUCAGAUGUUGGGCCUCAAAGGUUGUUGGGCAUGGCAUAGGUGUUUAUUAGCUUUCAAAACCCUUCAGUUCCCUGUGCCCAAGGCUGUUCUAUGACUGGCUGACUGGGGUUAGCUGGCCAGUAGCUAACUGGCUGGCUGGAGAGAGAACAGAUGUUUGAGACUAGGCAAGGUGAUACAGCUGCUCAGUUGGGCAACCUACCAUCAGUCAAUUCUGAGGAGCAAUGUUCCAGUCAAACCACAGUUGGAUGCUACUGUAAGGAGUCCCCACACACUCCUAUUCUCUACUUGCACAAUGCAUGUGGGAGACAGUGUAUGUGCAUAUAUGAGUACAUGUGGGGGACAGGAGUACAUGUGCUCCUAUCACCCACUUGCACUCGCAUAUGGGGACAUGAGUGCAUGUGUGUGAUAGCAGUGCGUGUGGGUGAUAGGUAUACUUGUACUCCUAGCCCCAACAAACAGUCUUAUCCACAACAUUCACUCUUAUCUCCCAUAUGCAUUCCUAUUCUUCUACACGCAUUUGUAUCACCCCUACAUUCAUUUCUAUCUUCCACAUGCACUCCCCCCCCCCUCCACAUGCACUCCUAUUCCCCCUCACAUACACUCCUAUCCCCCCCUCACAUGCACUCCUAUUUCCCUCACAUGUACUGCCCUACACUCCAGCACAGACAAAUUUCCCCUCCCCCCACUCCCUUCUUAUGACUGACAAGGUGGAGGAGCUAGGAUGGGGAGUUUGAUAGCAACCCAUCCUCAAACCAGGCUCAUUAAUGCAGCGGCCACCCCACUGCAUCACAGUCAUCAAUUUUCCUAUAUUUUGCAUUAAAAAAGUGUUUUUUCAUAUAUAUACAAAUUAAUGCAAUAUUAUUAGAUAUUAAAGUUCUGUUUAUGGUUAGGCAUAGGUUAGGUUGAGUUAUGUGUUUAGAAUCCGUUGUUGGCGAUAAUUUGUAUUUGUUUUACAUGGGCGAAACAUUUACAGAGUUGCGGUUCGAAAAGAGGUUGUCAGUGAAGCACUGUUUGAAAAAUGUUCAAACCUCAUCAGUUCUGAGUCGUGUGUAAACCAUUUUUCAUUCAUUAACAAGGUUUGGCAGCUGAAUUAACAAGCAUUUGGCCAUCAUUAAUGCGGACAGGUUGUUGAUAGUGAUAAAUUUGUAAGACCACUAUCUUUCUUGUUCAUAAUUUACUAUGAGUGGUUGGUAAUUUUUGUUUUUUAUGCAAAUAAUAUGAGUCCUUACAAUUUAUAUUUAUAAAAUCAUGUCUUAUCAAAUUGAUAGACAUGAUUUAUCUAUCUUAUUGAUAAAAUCAUGUCUUCUUAUUGUUUCAGUAACCCUAUGAACCUUUAAUGUGCUGAUAUAGGUAAUAAUUUGCAUUGUUAGGAACACAUCUCCAUACAAAUAAUACUCUAGUGACCCCCCUUAUAGCACUGAUUAUGUUAAUGUUCCAUAUCCAAGGAUUCAUCCCCGGCAUGAAACGAAGUACACAUGAAUACCAUAUACAUAUACAGUACAACUAUUCUCUUGUGUCAUAGAAUUACAGAUUAGUAUAGGUGCCUGUAGUUUUAUAUAUAAAUAUGUAUAUUUUUCAGAUACUGUACUGUAAUUGUAUAAUUUCUUUAUUUGCAUAAUUUUUCUGGGGGAGCCCAUGUGGCUCCUCAGAGCUUAUCCAGGUUGAUAUAGAUAUAUUAGAUUUUGGCAUAAGUCAGUGUGAAUGGUGUUCUUAGGCCUACCGGGGACCAUGAACCAGAACCUGGCCCCCCUCACAAAGGUAUGAGGAGCAAUGUCCUAUAGAAUUGCACAUGUGAUUUGGAGCAUUCUAUGUCUGUUAUCAACCAGGUCAGGCACCCAGAAUGGUAAGCAUCCCAAAACAAACCCCUAUUCUAGUUGAAACUAC
Molecule: messenger RNA, 7064 nt
Organism: Procambarus clarkii (red swamp crayfish)
Lineage: Eukaryota; Metazoa; Arthropoda; Malacostraca; Decapoda; Cambaridae
Product: 5' exonuclease Apollo
Biological process (GO): telomere maintenance; double-strand break repair via nonhomologous end joining; interstrand cross-link repair
Molecular function (GO): damaged DNA binding; 5'-3' DNA exonuclease activity
Source: RefSeq, a predicted model, not a curated record